AUGGAAGACUCAACCGAUGAUAUCCCAUACGAUACAAGGGCUGCAGGGUUUCAGUGCAGCAAUGCAAAAAAAGAAAAUGAUGGCUCAUUAUCUAAUAGGAAUGAACUCCAUUUUUUUUCUCCUGUCUCCACAGGAUUGAAAAAGCGUACAAGGAAAGCCUUUGGAAUACGGAAGAAAGAAAAGGAUACCGAUUCCACAGGAUCACCAGACCGAGAUGGAACUCCACCCAGUCCUCAUCCUCAUGAUCCAUUCUACAAUAGCAAACCAGAAUGUGCCCAGGAAGGCGGAAAAGCAGUUUUGAAGAGAACAAAUGGUGCUCCGAAUGGAUUUUAUUCAGAGAUUGACUGGGAAAGAUAUAAUUCACCUGAACUUGAUGAAGAAGGAUACAGCAUCAGACCAGAAGAACCAGGCUCUACCAAAGGAAAGCACUUUUAUUCUUCAAGUGAAUCUGAAGAGGAAGAGGAGGCACAUAAGAAAUUCAAUAUUAAGAUUAAACCUUUGCAAUCUAAAGACACUCUUAAGAGCGCGGCAACUGUUGAUGAACUGAAAGCUUCUAUAGGCAAUAUUGCACUUUCACCUUCACCAGUGAGAAAAAGUCCGAGACGCAGCCCGGGUACAGUUAAGAGGAACCUAUCUAGUGAAGAGAUAGCAAGACCCCGGCGUUCAACACCUACUCCAGAGCUUCUCAGCAAAAGAACUUCAGAAGAUGCUGCUGUCCUAGCACCAUUAUUUGGUCCACCCCUAGAAUCUGCAUUUGAAGAAGACAAAUUGGAAGGUCCCAUAGAUCAGUCUGAAGUUUGGGGUUCUGUGCAACCAGAGAACACAAGUGCAGAAUCUCCAAAUGCAUCACGACCUUUCCCAUCUGGAACACCUCCACCGCUUCCACCCAAAAACAUUCCUGCUACACCUCCCCAUGCUGGUUCCCCUUUAACAAUUGGAGUAGGAAAUGACCAGACAGCAACAGAGGUCAAAAGUGACAAACAACCAUCAAUCAAUGACUUGGACAACAUUUUUGGCCCAGUAUUAUCCCCCAAAUCUGUUGCUGAUAACGCAGAGGAUAAAUGGAUCAGUUUUUCUGAUCAGUCCCUGGAAAAUGUAACUUCAGAGGUGACUUCAAGGGAAAAAGUGGUGUCCCCACCUGUGGCAUCUGAAAUCCCAGAAGAGCCUCCAGAGGCUGAAGUCUCUCGCAAUGUUCCUUCUCCACUCAAUUUAGAAGAGGUUCAGAAGAAAGUUUCAGAGCAGACCCACGUUAAAGAUGAUAACUUAGCACCAGCAGCAUCUCCUAAAGAUUUUGGGGUGGGACAGAGAGCAACACCACCUCCCCCUCCACCUCCUACCUACAGGACAGUGGUGUCAUCACCCGGACCCAGCCCUGGCGGUGGCCCAGGAAGCACCAGUGGGUCAUCAUCACCUGCUCGCCCUGCGACCCCAUUGACAUCUUGCAGCAGCCCUACCCCACCACCACCACCACCUAGACCCCCAUCUCGUCCAAAGUUACCUCCGGGAAAGCCAGGUGUUGAUGUGUCCAGACCUUUCAGCCCUCCAAUUCAUUCAUCUAGUCCUCCUCCAAUAGCACCUUUAGCUCGUGCCGAAAGCACCUCUUCUAUUUCAUCUACCAAUUCCUUGAGUGCAGCUACUACUCCUACAAUUGAAAAUGAACAACCUUCUCUCGUCUGGUUUGACAGAGGAAAGUUUUAUUUGACUUUUGAAGGCUCUUCCAGAGGACCCAGCCCCUUAACAAUGGGUGCACAAGACACCCUCCCUGUAGCUGCAGCUUUCACUGAAACUGUGAAUGCAUACUUCAAAGGAGCCGAUCCUAACAAAUGUAUAGUAAAAAUUACCGGAGAAAUGGUGCUGUCAUUUCCUGCGGGAAUUACUAGACAUUUUGCCAAUAACCCCGCUCCAGCUGUUCUAACAUUUCGUGUGACAAAUUACAACAGAUUGGAACAUGUUUUGCCAAAUCCACAACUUCUUUGCUGUGACAGCACUCAUGCUGAUGCCAACACAAAGGAGUUCUGGGUAAACAUGCCAAAUUUGAUGACUCACUUGAAGAAAGUGUCUGAACAGAAACCACAAGCAACAUACUAUAAUGUGGAUAUGCUUAAAUACCAGGUAUCAACACAGGGUAUUCAAUCUACUCCACUGAAUCUUGCAGUGAACUGGCGGUGUGAACCCACAAGCACAGAUCUACGCAUUGACUACAAGUAUAAUAUAGAGGCAAUGACUACACCAGUAGCUUUAAACAAUGUACAGUUCCUUGUUCCUAUUGAUGGUGGAGUGACAAAACUACAAGCUGUGCUUCCACCUGCCAUUUGGAAUACUGAACAACAAAGGAUAUUGUGGAGAAUUCCUGAUAUUUCUCAAAAAUCUGAAAAUGGAGGGGUGGGUUCCUUGCUUGCACGAUUCCAGUUAUCUGAGGGACCAAGUAAACCUUCACCCCUGGUUGUGCAGUUCACCAGCGAAGGGAGCACUCUGUCCAGCUGUGAUAUUGAACUUGUUGGAUCUGGCUAUCGUUUUUCACUUUUAAAAAAGAGAUUUGCAGCAGGAAAGUACCUGGCAGAUAACUAA
Messenger RNA from Pseudonaja textilis, 2568 nucleotides. Lineage: Eukaryota; Metazoa; Chordata; Lepidosauria; Squamata; Elapidae. The record is from RefSeq and is a predicted model, not a curated record.